AUGUAAAAAUAAUCAUUAAUUCUUUAGUAAAAGGCUCCAAAGAAUAUAAAUGAACUUGAUUAAGCAUUUAAAUUAAUAGACUAGAAAUUAGAUUCUCCAAAUUCAUAAUUAUUACUAAUGAAAACUAGAUUUAUAUCUAUUGAUCCUAUAAUGAGAGUAUGGAUUUCUGGAGCAAAAACGUAAUUUAUUAUAUUCUAAAUUUAUUAGUUAUUUACCUGCAUUAUAAGAAAAUGAUAUAAUACAUGCAUUUACACUGAGUUCUCCUGUAGAUAAUUCAAAUGAUAUAUAUUUUGGUCCUGCUGGAUUACAAACUCAUUUUUUAUAUGAUAAAUCUAAUAAAUAGAAAUAGUUAAUAAAAGUUCCAAGAUAAAUGUUAUAAAUGAUAUAAAAAUGUGAAUUACAAAACUCAAAUUUACUUACCAUUAUAUUAAAUGGCUUACCAGCAUAUUAUGGAUUGAUUGACUUUUGUAAGAUUUAAAAAGGAUAGAGAGUUGUAAUAUCAGCAGCUGCUGGAGCAACAGGAUUAUUUUGUAUUUAACUUGCAUUAAAUAUGGAAUGUGAUGUUAUAGGAUUCACAGGAGAUUAAGAAAAAAUAAUAUUCCUAUAAAAGUAAUUUCCUAAUAUAAGAAUUAUAAAUUAUAAAUUAAAUAAUUGGGAUAAGUAAAUUGAAAAUAAUAGUGUUGAUUGUUAUUUUGAUAAUGUUGGUGAGUAAAUGCUUGAAUUAAUGAUUAAAAAAAUGAAGAAAAAUGGAAAGAUUGCGUUAUGUGGAUCAAUGGGCAGUUCUUCAAAUUAUAAUGAAAGAUAAGGAUUGAGUAAUAUUAAUUAGAUAAUUUAUAAGUAAUUGAAAUUGAAGGGUAUUACUUUCAAUUAAGAAUUAAAUAAGUAAAUAUUUCUAUUAUAUUAGAAUUCAAGCUGCAUUUGGUUAUUUAUUUUAAUAAUUUCAAUAAAAAAAAUUGAGAAUCUUUUAAGAAGAAUAUAAUUAAUUAUAUGAUACUCCUUUAGCACUUAAACGAUUAUUUUAAGGUAAAAACAUAGGGAAAAUUAUAGUAAAUUUAGAUAAUUAAGCUAAAUUAUGA
This is a messenger RNA of Paramecium pentaurelia, 1076 nucleotides long. The record is from the annotation of a GenBank genome assembly. NCBI's taxonomy places the organism in Eukaryota, Ciliophora, Oligohymenophorea, Peniculida, Parameciidae.